Annulohypoxylon maeteangense is the source of this 1289-nucleotide messenger RNA. RefSeq lists its product as uncharacterized. Bases 135 to 1079 code for a protein of 314 amino acids. The record is from RefSeq and is a predicted model, not a curated record. The transcript has 4 exons. Lineage: Eukaryota; Fungi; Ascomycota; Sordariomycetes; Xylariales; Hypoxylaceae.
CAGAGCGUCCCCCCACAUCCUCUCUUUCGUCUUGCCCUCAUACGCUGAUGUCGUUCAACGCUAUCGGUGUGCUUAGUGCUUAGCUCACUGGGUUGAAUGAGCCGCCUAAUCCAAAUCGAAUACAAAUCGAAAAUAUGGGCCACAGGGACGACCUCAUAGCGGCCAUGGUGGUCUUUCUGAUAGUUGAUAGUAUCGCCAUUGCCGCCCGCCUCUACGUCCGAACGAAGAUGCUCACUCGGGGUUUUGGGCUAGAUGAUGUUGUGCUUAUCAUCACAUAUAUCGGGUUCAUCAUCUCCUGUGCUAUGGGCUUCACAUCUAUGCGAUACGGCUAUGCUGCUCUUGACCAACAACCGUACUACGAUAAGACUAAGGCGACACAGUUCUUGUUCGCGAACCAGUUGACCCUAUACAUCAGUGCUGGUCUAGUAAAACUAGCUGUAGCACUGGUUCUUUACCGUUUGGCAUCGACCAAACAGCUACGCUUAGUGCUGAUAGGGUCUAUGGCUGUCGUAACUAUAUGGACUAUAGUAAUGACGAUAUUUGCGUCGUGGCCUUGCGCUCAGAGUGGUUCUAGUAACUGGGCCGGAAGUAAAGCAUGUACGCAAGUUGGUUAUUUCCGCACCAUCACCAAUAUCUUCAUCGACUACUUCUACGCGCUAUUUCCGAUAUACAUACUCAGAAAGGUUCGCAUGAACAUGAGACUGAAAAUAUCCGUAAUCUUGUUGCUGGGAUUGGGCGCUUUCGCAAGCUCUGCUACUAUCGUCAAAUUAGUCAUUAUAGUUAGGUUAUCAACAGCCAAAGGCGAAGCGGCCCAAGCCUUACACUACGACCUACUCCUAUGGGCUGAUAUCGAGUUAGGGCUAGCCACCUUCGCGGCAUCUGCAGCAGCCUUACGACCAUUAUUGAAACAUAUACCAGAAAUUUGGAGCAAGACUCGAACAUCAAACAGUCAUGGUGCGAGUGAUGCCACCGGACCCUACCGCUCUCUUGGCGCCACUACCGAGAUGCACCCGAUAAGAAAGCACGACAGCAGGGCUGUCCACGGCAACGAUACAGAAGGACAGAUCUACGUUGUAUAGUUUUCAUAUAAUAAACGUUCCAGAUACGUGCCGAUUAUGGUGGUUACCUUCAACAUCAUGUAGAAAUAAGGUUGUACAACUUUCUAGCUACGCCCCUGUCCCUUGAGUUCUCAGUUUGUCUAUACUGAGUAGCUAGACCAUAUUUCGGUACACUAUUCUAAGGAUCAAAUGAGGGCAUUACAGUGACUGGAGUCUCAUUGUUAUCCGACC